AUGGAGGAGAUGGGGAUCUCGCUCAGCGACAUGCGCGGCUACGCGGAAGCCAUGGCGGAGACACUCGCCGUGAUGCACUGGGCUUCUCGGGUGGACGCGAACGACGUCGAGUUCGUCCUGGUGCGUCCUGAUGCUGGCCAGGGGCAGUUGGAGAACAUCCUAGGGGAGGGAGCAUGUGCUGUGGAUGCUCGAUUUCGACCUUGUGCAGGGAGAUAA
Messenger RNA from Aspergillus clavatus NRRL 1, 216 nucleotides. RefSeq lists its product as uncharacterized. The record is from RefSeq and is a predicted model, not a curated record. The transcript has a single exon. Bases 1 to 216 code for a protein of 71 amino acids. NCBI's taxonomy places the organism in Eukaryota, Fungi, Ascomycota, Eurotiomycetes, Eurotiales, Aspergillaceae.